This is a messenger RNA of Acanthosepion pharaonis, 582 nucleotides long. NCBI's taxonomy places the organism in Eukaryota, Metazoa, Mollusca, Cephalopoda, Sepiida, Sepiidae. The record is from the annotation of a GenBank genome assembly.
AUGACACCCAUUCUAAAAUCUAAAAAGGUAGAAAAAUACACCAGCUGCUUUCUUUCUUCCUUUAUUCUUCUUUCUUCCCGUAUCAUUUUACCUCCGAAAUGGUACUUUCUUUUUCUUCUUCCCUUCCUUUCUUUUGUUCACUUCUUUCUUUUUAUCUUUCUCUUCUUCCUUUUCUUUUUUCCUUUACCUUUUCUUUCUUUCUUUCUCUGUCUUUUCUUUUUCUUUUCUUUCUUUUUUCUUCGUUCCUUCUCUUUUCUUAGUUCUUUUUUCUUUUUUUGUUUUUAUUUUCUUUCUCUUCCUUCUUUGUUUUCUUUAAUUCCUCUCCUUCCUUUCUUUUUCUUUCCUUCUCUAUUCUUUCAUUUUUCUUCUUUCAUUUUUCGUUUUUUCCAUUUUUCUUUCUUCUCUCUUUCUUUUUCUUUCUUUUUUACCUUAUUUCUAUUUUCCCUUUCUUUCCCUUCUCACUUUCUUUCUUUUUUUAUCUUUUUCUUUCUUUUUUCUUUCUUUUUCUUUUCAGUUCCUUCUACCUUUUUUGUCGUUCUACUUUCUUCCUUUAAAGAGUCUUCUAGAUAUGUUUGUCUUUAA